AAAUAAAUACAAUGAAAACAACAUGGUGUUAUGAGAUAACUAGAGUCUGUUGUCACUUACCCUAUGCUAAAAAUUAGAACUCAUUAGAUGUAUUAAGUACGUACUAAGCACCAAGUGGAAACUUUUUUCUUAAUCAUGAUAAAUAAUCACUAGUGAUUGAGUGGUGUUUAAAAUGUCAUGUUGGUGAAAUCAUACAACAUCUAAAAUUAUUUUUUGUCCAAAUCCCAUACUUUAAGAAAUGCUGUAUUAGUUGCUCAUACGGAAGGAAAGCUGCUUCAACUGUAUAUGCCUAACCCACUGGGUGGAAAUGACUUUUCCAUAGAAAUAGACAGAAAUACACACCCAUGAGAUAGAUAUCGAAGUCCCCAGAGAGGUCCAUCUAGACUUCUAGGAUGAAAUUACGUAUUUUGCUUCAUCUUACCUUUUCAUUAAUGUUGUGGUCCAUGGUGGUCAGCAAUUCUGCAGGAUUUCGCCAACCUCUUCCACAGUGGGAUUGUGAAAGGUGCUGGCUGUGAGAAAAGCUGAUGAUCAAAGAAAACCCCUGGACUAGAAACUGGGGGAAGUGCUGUGAUUCUGUAUUAUGGACCGGAACCAGCAAGGCAUGCUUACUAGGAAAACAGUUGAUUCACCUCAGAUUUUAGAAUUUUGAGAAAUUCUGGUAUGAAAAUAAAUCAGAUGAUUUAAUGUGCCUUAUAGUAUUAGAGGGAAUACUUCCCCAGACGUGGUGUUCUGAUACUGGCCGAUGUGUUUUAGGGUGUAGUAAUUGUUGAUGGGACUAGAACCUGAAUAUCCCUGGGUUGCUGAGUUGUUUCAGUUUUUUUCUUGCUUUCUUUUACUUAGAGAUUAUGGACGUACUUGCUUCUGUUGUCAUUUGACUCUGCAAUAAAAUAGUGACAUAGGACUCUAAUUCUCGAGGGGCUGAAAGUCUAGUAGGGAGUGAAGAUUGCACAUGAACAGUUACGUUUAUUUUUAAGUGAUAAAUUCUGUGAUUCUGAUUGCAUAUAGGUGUCUAAUUUUGAAGAAAGUUUUAAAAAAAAAAGACCACCAAACACCUAUAAGGAGAACAAAUGUUAUUUGUUCAUUAAGUAAAGUGUUACAAAUGAAGUCCCUCAUGUUCUCCUUCACAGUUUCAGUCCUUUCCCCCAAAGGCAAUUCUUGUGAAUAUGUCACGGUUUUCCUGCUCUGUCGUUCAGUAGUUGUAAGGCUCAGUCUCCUUCAUGGUAAUCGCUGUUUUUCAUUUUAACUUCCUUUAUCAUUGAGUUGUCUGUCGCCUCUGUCCUUUGAUAUUCUCAUUUAUUUUUCCUUUUUAUUUCUUCAUUAGUUUUAGAUUUGGGGAGGCUCUGCUUAGCAUUUAUAGCUAUCACCAACUAUGGAGAACUUGUCUCUCUAAUAGACAAAUCAGCCAAUUACUUUUUCUUUGGUUCUUUUCAGCUAUUUCUUCAUAGCCAGAGAUAGCUUUCGUUACUUCUAAUUUUGUGUAUAAAAAGUUCUGGAUGAUAGAAGGCAUCACAUAUCCAGAGUACGAGUGUUACUGUAUCAGAAUUGCAGCUCUGCAAUUAAGUAUCAAAAUAUGAAAUUUAGCAGGCUGCAACUUUUUAAUGACGGACUUCCCUUUAUGACAUAUACCAUAAAACAAAUUGUAUAUAAUCCACUUUUAGGACUAAAUUUGUGGGUAACUGUUUAUUCAGGCUUUUCUAAGGUGUGUCUUAAAUCUAAGAGGAGGAAUAUGUUGAUUUCCUAAAGCAUAUAUCCUCCUGGCAGAAAUGUGAUGGCAUUGAGCCCUGCCAGUGACCAAGAUUCUGUGCUUUUAUCAUGAGGGAAGGUAGGGUUGUGGCAGGGGUGGAAUAGAGCCCUUGGAAUGUAGCUACUUCAGUAUUUCUUUCUGCACAUUUCCUUCACCAUUCUGUUAGCUCGUAAAGGCCCUGAGUAAGCUUUUCGUCCUGCUACCAAGGCUGUUUCCCAGUCUCAUUCCUUAUAAUUUUUUUAUAUGGAUUUUCAUAGACAAGUAGGCUGAUAGAUUUAAAAAAUUAUUUUAGCAUUAUUAAUCUUUGGUCAUAUUCAGCAAGAAUGAACUUGUUUUGGAAAUUUCUUCUGCAGUGGGCAUUGCAUUUUUAAAAUGUCGGGCUUGUCAUGGCGAUUAUGGUGGGGGUGAUACUGAUACCUAUUUGUAAUGAUAAACCUUUAGGACCAUAUGAAAGAAUUAAGAGGGAUGGCCUUUCAGUACCCUUAUUUUUUUGCAUUUUCUGGGGGAAAGGAAAGCCUCUACUAAUACUCAGUAUGAUUUUAUAAGUUCUGUUAGAAAGAAUGACUUGAUAUUACAUUUGGAAGGGAGAAUGCCUUAAUUAGUUUUUCCCGCUGCCAUCUUUGUCUGAGUAUUUUUUCUUUCCUUAUGUAAUAAACGCAUUCCUGAGAAGUUUGACAUGUAUCGAGUCCUAUUAAAUGUUUUCAAAGCAUGAGUAAUCAUAUAAUGUUAAGACAUGGUAGUGAAUCUUUUCAUAAAAUGAACCCUAUACUUUGUACUAUAUAAAUAUACAAUGAAUUAAACUGAGUGUAUUUAUUAACAAGGUAACAUGGAGUAGUAAGAGUUUUUUCUUUUAAGGUUAUUAUAAAAGGGUUCUUAUAGGUGAGCUUUAGGCUAAAUUCUAAAGGAACAACAAAGGUAGGUGGGAGAUGUUAGUGGAUUUGGUGAGCCUAUUGGAGGAGUGUGUAAAAAUGAUCAAAUUUGCUCUUUACUAUAAUAGUUACGGUGAAGCAGUAGCUUUUAUCUUGGUUCCACGUGAAGACAUAGGGGUUUACUUGUCCAUAUGAAGACAUGUGUUUACUGUACAGGACAGGUCUCUUCCUGCUCUGUUACUAGACUAGAAAUUGGUCUUUAUAUAGUUCCCACAUUAUUAUGUGGAGUCCUAGCUUGUGUUGAAAGAAAUGGUAAUAAGAAGGUGGAACAUUUGAAGAUUUGAGGGCACAGGGAAAUGAGAAACUUUAAGCUUAUACACCUCUCUUUCUAGCUCUGGCUUUCCUUUCACUGAAAGGGUAUGGAAUUUAUUUCAGAGGGAAUGUGCCUGCCCUGUCCCAAGCCAACAGUGACACGUGGCCCCUAACAAGUAUGCCUGUGGGGAGGGCUUUGGUUGUCACAUUGGAGAAUGUGGGAGAGCUUUUCCUCUUCUGGCCCCAUUUAUAAACUAGGAUGCUUCCAUUUGCUUUGUGUGCUGUUGAGUUUUCUCUUCUCUGUUUUCUCUAAGCUAAGCUCUUAGCUGAUUCUGUACAAAAGAAAUACUAAUUAGUUGUUUUUAUAAAUUGCUUGCCAUUAAUGCCUGAUAAAAUGCGGUAAAAUAAGGAUUCUGCAUACCAUUAUAUAUGUCAAAUAUUACAAAGUUUAAGGUUCUUUUGAAAUUACAAUACUAAACUCAGUUCACUUUUGCUUAGCCUUCACAGUUGUUGAUCACAUAGCAUGGUCAUCCACUCACAGCUUAAAAAAAUACAGGGAGCAUCGGAGAGAAUGGGAGAUACUACUCGUCAACGAAUCAAAUUCAGUGAUGACAGAGUAUGCAAGAGUCACCUUCUGAAUUGUUGCCCCCAUGAUGUCCUGUCUGGAACUAGAAUGGAUCUUGGAGAAUGUCUGAAAGUCCAUGACCUGGCUUUAAGAGCAGAUUAUGAAAUUGCAUCCAAAGAACAAGAUUUUUUCUUUGAACUCGAUGCUAUGGAUCAUCUGCAGUCAUUCAUUGCAGAUUGUGAUCGAAGAACAGAAGUGGCUAAGAAAAGAUUAGCAGAAACUCAGGAAGAGAUUAGUGCUGAAGUUGCAGCAAAGGCAGAACGUGUUCAUGAGUUAAAUGAAGAAAUCGGUAAAUUGUUGGCUAAGGUGGAACAGCUAGGAGCUGAAGGAAAUGUGGAGGAAUCCCAGAAAGUAAUGGAUGAAGUAGAGAAAGCACGGGCAAAGAAAAGAGAAGCAGAGGAAGUUUAUCGGAAUUCUAUGCCAGCUUCCAGUUUCCAGCAGCAGAAACUUCGAGUCUGUGAAGUUUGCUCUGCCUAUUUAGGUCUUCAUGAUAAUGACAGACGACUGGCUGAUCAUUUUGGGGGUAAACUGCACCUGGGAUUUAUUGAAAUAAGAGAGAAGCUUGAAGAAUUAAAGAGAGUUGUAGCUGAGAAGCAGGAGAAAAGAAACCAGGAACGCCUGAAAAGAAGAGAAGAAAGGGAGAGAGAAGAAAGGGAGAAGCUGAGGAGGUCUCGAUCACAUAGCAAGAAUCCUAAAAGAUCCAGGUCCAGAGAGCAUCGCAGACAUAGGUCUCGCUCCAUGUCACGGGAACGGAAAAGGAGAACUCGAUCCAAAUCCCGGGAGAAACGCCAUCGCCACAGGUCCCGCUCCAGCAGCCGUAGUCGCAGCCGCAGCCACCAGAGAAGUGGGCACAGUUCUAGAGACAGGAGCAGAGAGCGAUCCAGGAGGAGAUCCUCAAAAGAGAGAUUCAGAGAACAAGACUUAGCAUCACGUGACAGAGACAGGAAUUCAAGAGACAGAUCACCUCGUGACAGAGAUCGAAAAGAUAAGAAGCGGUCCUAUGAGAGCGCUAAUGGCAGAUCAGAAGACAGGAGGAGCUCUGAAGAGCGCGAAGCAGGGGAGAUAUAAUUAGCUGUGUACAUAUCCUCAAUCCUUAAGCUUCCUCUGGAGUUACAUACUAUUGUUUAGUUUACAGCUGUUCAGGGUGACACAGUGAGCAGUUCCAGACACCGAUCCAGCUAGGCUAGGUGUAUAGCAUCUAACUUGAUCUGAACUUGUUUUCUUUGAUGAAGCCUAAAACUACAUCCAUAGUUUCUGGUGAACUUGUAAUACACUUCUGAAAGUACAGUUUUAUAUAAGAUGCUGAUGUCUUUAUCCUUUCUAGUAGGAGUGAUAGUGAAUGAACUGUGUUACUUGCCUUGGGAUUUUUUGAACAUUUGUAAAAUGCUGUCUUCCUUUCUUGUCCAAAAAACAGCAACUUUGGGAAUUUCUUUUUAAUCCUUCUUCCUUUGACUCUGUAUCCCCUGAUACCUCUACCCUCUAAUUGUAAGAGAAAGGGGUGCAGGGAAGCAAUAUAACUUCUGUUCUAAGGUUCUAUUCCCAUUAUUAAUUACUAGCUGAUUACAGUUCAGAACAUUUAUACUGGAAUGUGUGCUGGAGAAAUUUAAAAUACUGGGAGUUUUGUUUGUCUAACGGUGCCUAUUUUAGAGUGGGAAGUUGAACAGCUGUUGCAUUACAUGCUUUGCUUUUUUAUUGAAAUUUUGAAAUCAAACAUGUCUUGAUUUUUCUGUUCUAUUGAAUAGCUACGUUCAGGAUGUUUUGAGAUGGGGGGUGGGGGCAGGGACUCUUUCAUAAGCACUUGUUUUAUUUUGUGUGUGUGAAGUAUAAAGAUUACACCCUUAUUGUAAAAAAUAAAAUGAAAAUCACCACCACCAUCAUUAAACUGUAACUUGUCUAGUAAAUUGUCACUAGAACUACUUGCUGUGGCCAUUUCUAUUCUGUUACUAAUAGUGCCUUACUGUGCAAGGCACCAAAGGAAAUAAACAUAUACUUACAGAUUCAAGAUGAAUUGUUGCUCCACCUGGGCCCUUGCUGGCUAUAUUCCAGCUACUUCAGGACUGUCUGUAACAACCGCUAUAGAGAAGGACCAGACCUGCAGAAGAAAUUGAGUUUGUUUGUUUGUUUGUUUUGUUUUUCUUCACAUUGAGCAAAUUGAAAUAAAAACAUGGUGUAACCAGUGUAA
Molecule: messenger RNA, 5732 nt
Organism: Balaenoptera musculus (blue whale)
Lineage: Eukaryota; Metazoa; Chordata; Mammalia; Artiodactyla; Balaenopteridae
Product: putative RNA-binding protein Luc7-like 2
Exons: 10
Coding region: 3449-4618 (389 amino acids)
Biological process (GO): mRNA splice site recognition
Cellular component (GO): U2-type prespliceosome; U1 snRNP
Molecular function (GO): mRNA binding
Source: RefSeq, a predicted model, not a curated record